UCCACCGCUCGUUUUCUUCAUUUUCCUUUUUUUAUUAUUCUUUUUGAUCGAGAGACGAACAUAAAAGCCGUUCUCGGCGUCGGCUGAUCGUAGCGCCCCGAUUCUGAUCGAGCUCGCGCGACCGGAGCCCCAGUCUGGUGUGGCGGUGCCUGGCGAUCAACGCUGGGGCGCACAAUGAAGGGUCUCUUCAAGUCCAAGCCGCGGACUCCGGCCGAUAUCGUGCGGCACACACGGGAACUCCUCGUUUACAUCGACCUCAACGCGAAUUCCAGGGACCCCAAGCGUGAGGAGAAGAUGUUAGAAUUAUGUAAAAAUAUACGGGAGUUGAAAUUUGUUCUCUAUGGUAAUAGUGAAUCAGAGCCAGUUGUUGAAGCUUGUACAAAGUUGACUCAAGAGUUCUUCCGACAGAACACCUUGCGACUAUUAAUAGUUUGUCUUCCAAAAUUGAACUUAGAAGCCAAAAAAGAUGCUACUCAAGUUGUGGCAAAUUUGCAAAGGCAACAGGUUCAAUCAAGGUUAAUUGCUUCUGAUUAUUUGGAAGCCAACAAAGAUCUUUUGGACAUUUUAAUUUCUGGUUAUGAAAACAUGGACAUUGCGUUGCAUUAUGGGGCUAUGCUAAGAGAAUGUAUUCGACAUCAAAGUGUAGCUAGGUAUAUUCUUGAGUCUGAACACAUGCAGAAAUUCUUUGAUUAUAUUGAAAUUCCAAAUUUUGACAUUGCAUCAGAUGUCACUAUCACUUUUAAGGAACUUUUAACACGGCAUAAAUCAACUGUAGCCGAAUUUCUAUCCAAGAAUUAUGAUUGGUUUUUUACAGAAUUCAAUUCAAGGUUGCUGUCAUCCCCUAAUUAUGUCACAAGAAGGCAAGCUAUCAAGAUUUUGGGAGACAUGUUGUUAGACAGGUCAAAUUCUGCUGUUAUGGUCCGCUAUGUUAGCUCAAAGGACAAUCUUAUGAUUCUAAUGAAUCUUCUGAGGGAAUCAAGUAAGAAUAUCCAAAUAGAGGCUUUCCAUGUAUUCAAGUUAUUUGCUGCUAACCAAAACAAGCCACCUGAGAUUACAAGCAUAUUAUUCACAAACAAGGAUAAACUUCUUCGGUUUUUUAGGGACUUCAAGUUAGACAAAGAGGAUGAGCAAUUUGAAGCAGACAAAGAUCAAGUUGUCAGAGAGAUACAAGCUCUGAAGAAGGAGAACUCAUCUGAAUGAAAUUUGUGAUCACACCAUGACCAGUCUCCUAUAUCAUUUGCACAGACCAUCUAUAUAGGGGUGUGGACAGGAGACACUGACCUCUAUUGUGGUGGACAAAGAUGUCAUUAAUAUCAUUUUUGACCAAUAAAUAUCAGAUAUGGGAGAAUGGGACUUGCUAUUUGACCUCAUGAUUGCAGUCUUUUAUGUAAUCAUGUGUUCUUGAGUCAAUUUAGAGUAAAUGGAAGUGAUUAUGCGUAUUAUUUCAGAUUUCUGCUUGUUAUAUUACAGACGCAAACAAAGUUCAGAUUGACUUUGAAUGUACAUAAAUUGAGCGUCUGUGUUUAAUUCAUAAGCAUGCUAUUUUUAUAAAAAUAGAUAUGGAAUAUUUUUUAUAAUUAUAAAAGCAUUUUAUUUGACAA
Molecule: messenger RNA, 1601 nt
Organism: Zingiber officinale
Lineage: Eukaryota; Viridiplantae; Streptophyta; Magnoliopsida; Zingiberales; Zingiberaceae
Product: putative MO25-like protein At5g47540
Exons: 12
Coding region: 175-1200 (341 amino acids)
Biological process (GO): intracellular signal transduction
Molecular function (GO): protein serine/threonine kinase activator activity
Source: RefSeq, a predicted model, not a curated record